GGUUUCAUCUGUGUUGGUCUCUUCCCUGAUAGCAACCUGGUUAUUUGAUACAAUGUUGUCAGGUCUCUCUUACCUGCAGCCUGUUCUGCUUCACUUGCCAGUGUUUCGUAGAAGUGUCUUUUGUCUUUGCGUGCACUCUUCUUCACUUCUUUGUCCAGUGUUUUAUACAUUGUACUCAGUUCCUCUUGUCGUUGAGCAUCCUUGCACUGGUUUAUCUUCUGCUUCACCAUCCUCCUCUCCCUGCUCUAUCAGCUUCCAGGUAUCCGUCGAGAUCCAUUCCUUAUCUUCUUUCUUCUUCCUUCCUAAUACUGUUGUGCAGGUUUCUUUCCACAUAGCUUUCAAAGACUUCCAGUGUUCUUC
Messenger RNA from Heterobilharzia americana, 360 nucleotides. Lineage: Eukaryota; Metazoa; Platyhelminthes; Trematoda; Strigeidida; Schistosomatidae. The record is from the annotation of a GenBank genome assembly.